AUGUAUGCAGUGGUGGAACAUGGGCCUGUCCUUUGCAGCGACUCGAACAUCCUCUGCCUGUCGUGGAAAGGGCGCGUCCCCAAAAGUGAGAAGGAGAAGCCUGUGUGCAGGAGGCGCUACUACGAGGAGGGCUGGCUGGCCACGGGCAACGGGCGGGGCGUCGUCGGUGUCACCUUCACCUCCAGCCACUGCCGCAGGGACAGAAAUACUCCCCAGAGGAUAAACUUCAACCUGCGUGGACACAAUAGCGAGGUCGUGCUGGUGAGGUGGAACGAGCCCUACCAGAAGCUGGCCACGUGUGAUGCGGACGGAGGGAUAUUCGUGUGGAUUCAGUAUGAGGGCAGGUGGUCUGUGGAGCUGGUCAACGACCGUGGGGCUCAGGUGAGUGAUUUUACGUGGAGCCACGACGGGACCCAAGCGCUCAUUUCCUAUCGAGAUGGAUUUGUCCUGGUUGGUUCUGUCAGUGGACAAAGGCACUGGUCGUCUGAGAUCAACUUGGAGAGCCAGAUCACGUGUGGCAUAUGGACUCCUGAUGACCAGCAGGUGCUGUUUGGCACGGCUGACGGGCAGGUGAUCGUCAUGGACUGCCACGGCCGCAUGCUGGCACAUGUCCUGCUGCACGAGUUGGAUGGCAUCCUCGGCAUGUCCUGGAACUGCCCCAUCUUCCUGGUGGAGGACAGUAGCGAGAGCGACACUGACUCUGAUGACUACUCCCCGCCCCAAGAUGGCCCGGCAGCAUACCCCAUCCCAGUGCAGAACAUCAAGCCGCUGCUCACCGUCAGCUUCACCUCGGGAGACAUCAGCUUAAUGAACAACUAUGACGACCUGUCCCCUACUAUCAUCCGCUCAGGCCUGAAAGAGGUGGUGGUCCAGUGGUGCACACAGGGAGACUUGCUGGCUGUGGCCGGGAUGGAGCGACAGAGCCAACUUGGUGAACUCCCCAGUGGCCCUCUUCUGAAGAGUGCCAUGGUCAAGUUCUACAAUGUCCGUGGGGAGCACAUCUUCACACUGGACACGCUCGUGCAGCGCCCCAUCAUCUCCAUCUGCUGGGGCCACCGAGACUCACGGCUGCUCAUGGCGUCAGGACCGGCCCUGUACGUGGUGCGUGUGGAGCACCGAGUGUCCAGCCUACAGCUGCUGUGUCAGCAGGCCAUCGCCAGUGCCCUGCGAGAAGACAAGGACGUCAGCAAGCUGAGCCUGCCCCCCCGCCUGUGCUCCUACCUCUCCACGGCCUUCAUCCCCACCAUCAAGCCCCCGAUUCCAGACCCCAACAACAUGCGGGACUUUGUCAGCUACCCCUCGGCCGGCAACGAGCGGCUGCACUGCACCAUGAGACGCACAGAGGAUGACCCCGAGGUGGGCGGCCCCUGCUACACGCUCUACCUGGAGUACCUGGGUGGGCUGGUGCCCAUCCUCAAGGGACGGCGCGUCAGUAAGCUGCGGCCAGAGUUUGUCAUCAUGGACCCCCGCACAGACAGCAAAGCAGAUGAGAUCUAUGGCAGCAGCUUGAUCUCCACCGUGGUCGACAGCUGCAACUGCUCCGACUCCAGCGACAUUGAACUCAGCGACGACUGGGCUGCCAAGAAGUCUCCCCGAGCGUCCAGAGCCAGCAAAUCGCCUAAGCUCCCCAGGAUCAACAUCGAGGCUCGGAAGUCCCCAAAGCUGUCCCGGGCCGCGCAAGAGGUCUCCCGGUCCCCCCGCCUGCCUAUGAGGAAGACCUCCAUUGGCUCGCCCGGCCUGACACGGAGAGAGAUUCCCUUUGAAGACAUCACUCAGCACAACUACCUUGCUCAGGUCACGUCUAAUAUCUGGGGAACCAAGUUUAAGAUCGUGGGCUUGGCUGCCUUCCUGCCAACCAACCUUGGUGCAGUAAUCUAUAAAACCAGCCUGCUGCAUCUCCAGCCACGGCAGAUGACUGUCUAUCUCCCGGAAGUUCGGAAGAUUUCCAUGGACUAUAUUAAUUUACCCGUCUUCAACGCGAAUGUCUUCAGUGAAGAUGAAGAUGAUUUACCAGUGACAGGCGCAUCCGGCCUCCCUGAGAACAACCCGCCCUGCACCGUGAACAUUCCCAUCGCCCCAAUCCACAGCUCGGCCCAGGCCAUGUCGCCCACUCAGAGCAUCGGGCUGGUGCAGUCCCUGCUGGCCAAUCAGAACGUGCAACUGGACGUCCUGACCAACCAGACCACGGCCGCGGGGCCAGCAGAGCACCCUGGUGACACGCCCACCCCGUACCCGGUCCCUAACCGGUACUCCAGCCCUGGGCAGGUGAUCUUCGGGGGCGUAGAAAUGGGCCGCAUGGUCCAGAACCCGCCCCCUCCUCCACUGUCCCUGCCACCACCCCCGCCCGGGGUUCUGCCGCUGUCCCUGGUGGACCACGGGGACCGUGACCAUGAGCACCUACAGAAGCCAGCCAAGGCGCUGCGGCCAGCCCCACCCCUGGCGGCAGAGGCGGAUGCCGUGGUCUUCAGUGCCCCCCAGGAGCUCCCCGUGAAUAAGAUGAACCCCCCGCCCCCUUACCCAGGCACCAUCCCCGCUGCCCCCACCACAGCCGCCCCGCCACCUCCGUUGCCACCACCCCAGCCCCCCAUGGAUGUCUGCCUGAAGAAGGGCGACUUCUCCCUCUACCCGACCUCCACCCACUACCAGACCCCACUGGGCUACGAACGGAUCACCACCUUUGACAGCAGUGGCAACGUGGAGGAGGUGUGCCGGCCACGGGCCCGGGUGCUCUGCACCCAAAACCCCUACGCCCUCCCCGGCCCGGGCAGCUCAGCCACGCUGCGGCUCACGGCCACAGAGAAGAAGGUCCCGCAGCCCUGCACCAGUGCCACCCUGAACCGGCUGACCACUCCUCGGUACUCCAUUCCCCCAGGGGACCCGCCGCCCUACCCCGAGAUCGCCAGCCAGCUGGUGCAUGGCCGGAGUGUGGCCCAGCGACCAGACAGCAGCCUCAUCCAUGCCACCUUACGCAGGAACAACCGCGAGGCUGCACUCAAGAUGGCCCAGCUGGCGGACCACCAGCGCGCCACCCUGCAGCACCCGCCCAAGCCCAAGAGCAGCAUGGUGCCGCCCCCGUUCCCGCCGCGGCCCCCGCCGGCACUGUACACCUGCAGCCAGUGCAGUGGGGGCGGUGCCAGCUCUCAGCCGGGCACGGCCCUGGCACACUCAGCCAGCAUGUCCCCCUUGACAUCACAGUCCUCCUACAGUCUCCUGAGCCCCCCAGACAGUGCCCGGGACCGCACGGACUAUGUCAACUCGGCUUUCACAGAGGAUGAAGCCCUGUCCCCACACUGUCAGGCCGAGAGGUCUCUGCGACACCCCCCGCUGGCUGACGCUGCCGUCACCGUGGUGAAGCGGCCACCCCCGUAUCAGUGGGACCCUGUGCUGGGCGAGGACAUUUGGGUUCCUCAGGAAAGGACAGCACAGACUUCAGUGCCCAACCCCCUAAAACUGCCCCCUCUGCUGAUGGGCCAGAGCCAGCACCUGGACGUGUCCCGGGCGCCCUUCGUCUCCCCCAAGUCGCCAGCCAGCCCUACUGCCACCUUCCAGACGGGCUACGGAGUGGGGGUGCCAUACGCAGGGAGCUAUAGCAGCCCUCCACUGCAAGGGGUGCAGGCUCCCUGCUCCCCAAAGGAUGCCCUGGCCGCACCCCAGUUUGCACAGCCUGAGCCGGCCGUGGUCCUGCAGCCGGUGUACCCACCCAGCCUCUCCUACUGCCCCCUGCCCCCCACGUACCCCGGAGGCAGCAUGUGCUCCAGUUUACAGCUGCCCCCCCUUGCCUUGCAUCCCUGGAACUCCUACAGCAUGUGCCCCCCUGUGCAGAACCCCCAGGGCACGCUGCCCCCCAAACCGCACCUGGUGGUGGAGAAGCCCAUCGUGUCCCCGCCGCCUGCCGAGCUGCAGAGCCACGUGGGCACCGAGGUGAUGGUGGAGACGGCAGACAACUUCCAGGAGGUGCUCUCCCUGACAGAAAGCCCCGUCCCCCAGCGGACGGAGAAGUUCGGGAAGAAGAACCGGAAGCGCCUGGACAGCCGUGCGGAGGAGGGCAGCGUGCCGGCCAUCACGGAGGGCAGAGGGAAGAAGGAGGCCCGGACGCUGAGCGACUUCAACGCGCUCAUCUCCAGCCCCCGCCUGGGCAGGGAGAAGAAGAAGGUCAAGAGUCAGAAGGACCAGCUGAAGUCCAAGAAGCUGAACAAGACAAACGAGUUCCAGGACAGCUCCGAGAGCGAGCCGGAGCUGUUCAUCAGCGGGGACGAGCUGAUGAACCAAAGCCAGGGCAGCAAGAAGGGCUGGCAGGGCAAGCGGAACUCGAGGACGGGCGCUGAGCCCGAGGGCUUCAAGUGCAGGAAGGCCAACGAGCGGGAGGAGAGCCGGCUGGGCAGCCAGGGCUUUGUCUACGUGAUGGCCAACAAGCAGCCCCUGUGGAACGAGGCCACCCAGGUCUACCAGCUGGACUUUGGGGGCCGCGUCACCCAGGAGUCGGCCAAGAACUUCCAGAUCGAGCUGGAGGGCCGGCAGGUGAUGCAGUUUGGUAGGAUUGACGGCAACGCCUACAUCCUGGACUUCCAGUACCCCUUCUCGGCCGUGCAGGCCUUCGCGGUCGCCCUGGCCAAUGUGACUCAGCGCCUCAAGUGA
This is a messenger RNA of Orycteropus afer afer, 4635 nucleotides long. RefSeq names its product TUB like protein 4 (gene TULP4). Lineage: Eukaryota; Metazoa; Chordata; Mammalia; Tubulidentata; Orycteropodidae. The record is from RefSeq and is a predicted model, not a curated record. The transcript is spliced from 15 exons. Gene Ontology annotation, molecular function: protein binding. Bases 1 to 4635 code for a protein of 1544 amino acids.